Pocillopora meandrina is the source of this 407-nucleotide messenger RNA. NCBI's taxonomy places the organism in Eukaryota, Metazoa, Cnidaria, Anthozoa, Scleractinia, Pocilloporidae. The record is from the annotation of a GenBank genome assembly.
AUACAGAAAUAUCUUACCAGUGAAUGUGCUGAGAAACUGAUUCAUGCAUUUAUAACCAGUAGGUUAGACUAUUACAACAGUCUCCUCUAUGGAGUUCCCGGCCAUCACAUGCAAAAACUCCAACGUGUCAUGAAUGCCUGUGUGCAAUUGAUCUUCUGCGCACCUAUACAGUCAUUUUACGCCGCUCCUUUAACAAUUUCACUGGUUGCCUAUCCACCUACGUAUCGAGUUUAAAAUCCUUUUGAUCACCUUUGAAGUACUCCAGGGCUCAGCUCUUAAAUAUCUCAGUGAUUGAAUUUCUCUUUACCCAACAUCCCAUUAUGAUUUACCGCGAAAUAACAAGGGAAUUCUUCUCAGCACCCCAAAGUGUGCGGCAGCGCAGCGUCUUUGGAACAGUCUUCCCGUAA